Molecule: messenger RNA, 2543 nt
Organism: Morone saxatilis (striped sea-bass)
Lineage: Eukaryota; Metazoa; Chordata; Actinopteri; Moronidae
Product: ras-related protein Rab-39B
Exons: 4
Coding region: 602-1243 (213 amino acids)
Biological process (GO): Rab protein signal transduction
Cellular component (GO): Golgi membrane
Molecular function (GO): GTPase activity; GTP binding
Source: RefSeq, a predicted model, not a curated record
AAACACACAGCAAACACCGCUAUGAUACCGCGGGAUUCCCCUCUGACAGCGAGCAUCCUGCCCCCGAAAACAGACGCGCUCCUCGGCUGAGAGACAGAGAAGAGGGGCUCGGUCGUGGUUCUUUUUUUUUGGUUCGAGGCUCCGGCUGAAAAGCGCAAGAUCCGGGUUUUUAAUCGCACCUGCUCUGGAUGCGUUUCUCUCUUUUUUCUCCCCCCCUUCUUCUUCUUCUUCUUCUUCUUCUGAUUCUUCUUCUUCUUUCAGCUCUCGAUCGGGCCUGACAUUAACGAGCAACUGAGCCCUCCACUCUAGGGGCCUUGCUGUUGUGCGCCAGCCCCUUUUUUUGCGCUGAUUUCGGGCUUCAGGACCAAAACAUCGACUCCCGGAGAAGCUUUUUUGCGAGAGUCUUUCGGUUGUUGUUCGGAGAGGAUCGAUCCAGACCCGUCGGUGCCAUGGAGCCCACAUCAGCCUGGUCCUGAACGGCGCAAGGAAACAGCGUAAGGGAAGAAGAGAGCAACCAUUCUGGCCUAAACUCCACUCCUGCUCCAAACCGACAGACAGACAGACACACCGGUGAGAGCGACAGACAGGCAGAAGCCAAGUCAUGGAGGCGAUAUGGCUCUAUCAGUUCCGGCUGAUCGUCAUCGGGGACUCCACGGUGGGAAAGUCGUGUCUGAUCCGGCGGUUCACGGAGGGCCGCUUCGCCCAGGUGUCGGACCCCACCGUCGGCGUGGACUUCUUCUCCCGGCUGGUGGAGAUCGAGCCGGGCAAGCGGAUCAAGCUGCAGAUCUGGGACACCGCGGGUCAGGAGCGCUUCAGGUCCAUCACCAGGGCUUACUACCGUAACUCUGUGGGCGGGCUACUCCUGUUCGACAUCACCAACCGUCGCUCUUUCCAGAACGUCCACGAUUGGCUGGAGGAGGCUCGCAGCCAUGUCCAGCCGCACAGCAUCGUCUUCUUAUUGGUGGGCCACAAAUGCGACCUGGAGGCACAGCGCCAGGUGACCCGCCAGGAAGCAGAGAAGCUGGCAGGGGCGUACGGGAUGCGCUACGUCGAGACGUCGGCCCGUGACGCCAUCAACGUCGAACACGCCUUCACCGAGCUGACCAGGGACAUCUUCGCCUUGGUGCGGUCCGGUGAUAUCUCAAUCCAGGAAGGCUGGGAGGGCGUUAAGAGCGGGUUUGUCCCCAAUGUGGUUCACUCCUCGGAGGAAGUGACCAAGAGUGACCGCCGCUGUCUAUGUUGAUCUGGCAAGAGUUUUAAGACUGAAGGUAAAAAGAGGAGGGAUCAAGGAAGGAUUCAGAGGGGAGUGGCUGAUGGACUGAGGUGUCAGCCCUCUGACUGAAACAGUUGGUAACCCUCUAUUGUUCUUUCUUCAGACUGGAUACAGAGGAAUUUCAAUGGAAAGGCUAGUAGAAGGCGGAGAAGAACACCUUGAACGUGGGUGGAUAGCUGAAGGGUUGCGCCCAUUUCUGUAUACCUUUUAUUUCUCUCAGAGGAAGGAUCACAGAUGCUCAUUUAAUUGCGAGGGCUCCCACGAUUCAAUUCCUUUAGUUUUGUUUUGGGCUUCUUGCCUGAAAAUCCCACCCUGAAAGUCUUGGAAAGGGCCUUAGAAAGACGAUGACACUCUUGAUGUUUCUUUUGGCCAUCAUCUCUUCCUUCACCUCUCCUCCCAUUACUUCUUAAUCUUCUCCUCUCCUCCAAUAUGCAAUUACAUGAUCACAUACGUUACGAUCACUCUUACGUUGGUUUCCAACAUCCUCCUAGCACAUAUCAUUUGAAGAAAGUUUAGUCGGCACCGUUAGAUUCAACCUCAAGAGAGAGUUCUCUUGUGCUGACAUUUUGCUCCACAUUCCACUAUCAGAGCUCAAUGGAGGAGUCCUGGAGGUCCUAAAUAUAAUGAGGGAAGAUGAUUAACUUGGCAAGACACUCACAUUAUUUCUCUUCGGAGCAAUUUAGGCCUCCAGUGAGCUCAAUGACAUUGACUACAUGGUUAUAUCCACUAUCAUUCUGCUAAAUGCCACACUAUAACAAAACAUCAUCACCCAUCCAGUUCCUAAUGGACUCCUUAAACAGGAAGAGACAACGUGUACAGCUUAACUGACCAAGGUGGACUUGUUGGACUAGCUUAACAACUCCUAACUGUCUGCCUUGAACUGGGGAUUUGUGAAGGUGGACCAAUAGUAAUGAUGGAUCCAGAAAGCACCUUAAUAGCCACCUUAACUGUGGAGCCUCAUUUGGGACUUUUGAAGGGUGCUAAACAAGCUUGAGAUAAUUUAUUUCUUGAAAGCGAAGCAAACAGAGAGGGACCAGACCACGGACUCCACAAAAGAACCACUUCAUCCACAAUGCACGCAUAUGGACAAUAUAGUCAUGAAAAGAAAGUCCAACUGGAAGGUCUUAAAUUGAGCCAACACAAAUACAGGCACGGGGAACUACAAGGUUAAAUUUUGUUCUGAACAAGUGGUUUAUAUGCCUUUUUUUAUGAGUGUGCGCAAGUGUAAUAUCUCAUCACACCUUUAUUUUUAUUUUAACAGACUCCAAUG